AUGAUCACAGUCAACCCCGAUGGGAAGAUAAUGGUCAGAAGAUGCCUGGUCACCUUGAGACCCUUUCGGCUCUUUGUCCUGGGCAUCGGCUUCUUCACUCUCUGCUUCCUGAUGACAUCUCUGGGAGGCCAGUUCUCGGCCCGGCGCCUGGGGGACUCGCCCUUCACCAUCCGCACAGAAGUGAUGGGUGGACCUGAGUCCCGUGGUGUCCUCCGCAAGAUGAGCGACCUGCUAGAGCUGAUGGUGAAGCGCAUGGACAUGCUGGCCAGGCUGGAGAACAGCAGUGAUCUGCACCGGGCUGCCGGCGACGUGCACUUUGCUGCAGACAGGUUACCCCCUGGGGCUGGUCUCAUGGAGCGGAUCCAGGCUAUUGCCCAGAAUGUCUCCGACAUCGCUGUGAAAGUGGACCAGAUCCUGCGCCACAGCCUGCUCCUGCACAGCAAGGUGUCUGAAGGCCAGCGGGAACAGUGUGAGGCGCCCAAUGACCCCAAGUUCCCUGACUGCUCAGGGAAGGUGGAGUGGAUGCGUGCCCGCUGGACCUCUGACCCCUGCUACGCCUUCUUUGGGGUGGACGGCACCGAGUGCUCCUUCCUCAUCUACCUCAGUGAGGUCGAGUGGUUCUGCCCCCCGCUGCCCUGGAGGAACCAGACGGCUGCCCAGAUAGCCCCCAAGGCCCUCCCCAGAGUGCAGGCAGUUUUCCGGAGCAACCUGUCCCACCUCAUGGAGCUGAUGGGCAGUGGGAAGGAGUCCCUGAUCUUCAUGAAGAAGCGGACCAAGCGGCUCACGGCCCAGUGGGCACUGGCUGCCCAGCGCCUGGAGCAGAAGCUCGGGGGCAUCUGGAGGGACCAGAAGCAGAUCCUGGUCCACAUCGGCUUCCUGACGGAGGAGUCUGGAGACGUGUUCAGCCCGCGGGUGCUGAAGGGCGGGCCUCUGGGGGAGAUGGUGCAGUGGGCCGAUAUCCUGGCUGCCCUCUACGUCCUGGGCCACGGUCUGCGGGUCACAGUCUCCCUGAAGGAGCUGCAGAGUAACUUAGGGGUGCCGCCAGGCCGGGGGAACUGCCCGCUCACCAUGCCCCUGCCUUUCGACCUCAUCUACACCGACUAUCAUGGCCUGCAGCAGAUGAAGCAGCACAUGGGACUCUCCUUCAAGAAGUACCGGUGCCGAAUCCGUGUCAUCGACACCUUUGGAACGGAACCUGCAUACAACCACGAGGAGUAUGCCACGCUGCAUGGCUACCGGACCAACUGGGGCUACUGGAACCUCAACCCCAAGCAGUUCAUGACCAUGUUCCCUCACACCCCGGACAACUCCUUCAUGGGCUUCGUGUCCGAGGAGCUCAGCGAGACAGAGAAGCAGCUGAUCAAAGAUGGCAAGGCCAGCAACAUGGCCGUGGUGUAUGGCAAGGAGGCGAGCAUCUGGAAGGUGAGCGGGAAGGAAAAGUUUUUGAGCAUCCUGAACAAGUACAUGGAGAUCCACGGCACUGUGUACUACGAGAGCCAGCGGCCCCCCGAGGUCCCAGCCUUCGUGAAGAACCACGGCCUCUUGCCGCAGCCUGAGUUCCAGCAGCUGCUGCGCAAGGCCAAACUCUUCAUAGGGUUUGGCUUCCCCUACGAGGGCCCUGCGCCCCUGGAGGCCAUCGCCAACGGCUGCGUCUUCCUGCAGUCCCGCUUCAGCCCACCCCACAGCUCCCUCAACCAUGAGUUCUUCCGAGGCAAGCCCACCUCUAGAGAGGUGUUCUCCCAGCAUCCCUAUGCAGAGAACUUCAUUGGCAAGCCCCAUGUGUGGACUGUUGACUACAACAACUCAGAGGAGUUUGAAGCAGCCAUCAAGGCCAUCAUGAGAACCCAGGUCGACCCCUACCUGCCCUACGAGUACACCUGUGAGGGGAUGCUGGAGCGAAUCCAUGCCUAUAUCCAGCACCAGGACUUCUGUGCAGCCCCAGGCCCCGCCCCACCAGUGGCCCAUGGCCCACAGAGCCCCUUUGUCCUGGCCCCCAAUGCCACCCACCUCGAGUGGGCCCACAACUCCAGCGUGGCCCCCGGGUCCUGGCCCCCGGCGCACUCCCUGCGGGCCUGGCUGGCCGCCCCCGGGAGGGCCUGCACCGACGCCUGCCUGGACCACGGGCUGGUCUGCGAGCCAUCCUUCUUUCCCUUCCUCAACAGCCAGGACGCCUUCAUCAAGCUGCAGGUGCCCUGUGACAGCACCGAGUCGGAGAUGAACCACCUGUACCCGGCCUUUGCCCAGCCCGGCCAGGAGUGCUACCUGCAGAAGGAGCCCCUGCUCUUCAGCUGUGCCGGCUCCAGUACCAAGUACCACCGGCUCUGCCCCUGCCGUGACUUCCGCAAGGGCCAGGUGGCCUUGUGCCAGGGCUGUCUGUGA
Molecule: messenger RNA, 2379 nt
Organism: Cynocephalus volans (Philippine flying lemur)
Lineage: Eukaryota; Metazoa; Chordata; Mammalia; Dermoptera; Cynocephalidae
Gene: MGAT5B
Product: alpha-1,6-mannosylglycoprotein 6-beta-N-acetylglucosaminyltransferase B
Exons: 17
Coding region: 1-2379 (792 amino acids)
Biological process (GO): protein N-linked glycosylation
Cellular component (GO): Golgi apparatus
Molecular function (GO): alpha-1,6-mannosylglycoprotein 6-beta-N-acetylglucosaminyltransferase activity
Source: RefSeq, a predicted model, not a curated record